Molecule: messenger RNA, 1620 nt
Organism: Nerophis lumbriciformis (worm pipefish)
Lineage: Eukaryota; Metazoa; Chordata; Actinopteri; Syngnathiformes; Syngnathidae
Source: RefSeq, a predicted model, not a curated record
AUGGCAUUAACCAUUUUGGUAGACACUGCUUCUCUUUCGGGUUUACCAAAUAGAACACAAUUCCCAUUGGUCUCAGAAGUUAAAAAGCGUCGGGCACCAAAAGCCCCUGAGCUUCCAAUAAUAGAGAGGAGAAACUGGCUCAUCCACCACCACUAUAUACAUAAAGAUUAUGAAACCUGCAAGGCCAUCAUCAAGGAUCAGUUGCAGGAGUCUAAUGGAAUGUGUGAAUAUGCCAUAUAUGUGCAAGCACUAAUCUUGCGUCUUGAGGGUAAGAUCCAACAAUCCCUGGAGCUGUUUCAGAGCUGUGCCAUCCUUAAUCCCAGCAGCGCUGACAAUCUCAAGCAAGUAGCCAGAUCUCUGUUUUUACUGGGAAAGCACAAGGCAGCGAUUGAAUUCUAUCGUGAGGCUGCAAGGUUCAACGAAAAAGACUGGGAGAUCAGUCACAAUCUGGGAGUAUGUUAUUUCUUCAUCAAAGACUACAAACAUGCUGAGGAGCAGCUCAACAUGGCUCUCCAGUUGAACAAACAUGACACGACUUUCAUGAUGCUCGGGAAAGUCCACUUGGUGGCCGGUGAAACUGACAAAGCCAUUGAUGUGUAUAAGAGUGCAGUGGAAUUCUCCCCAGAGAAUACAGAACUCCUGACAACUCUUGGUCUGCUCUAUCUCUCUCUUGGUAAAUACCAAAAAGCUUUUGAGCACCUUGGAAAUGCCCUCACAUUCGACCCUAACAAUUACAAGGCCAUACUGGCAGCAGGCAGCAUGAUGCAGACCCACGGGGAUUUUGAUGUGGCCAUGAACAAGUACCGGGUCGCAGCAUGUGCUGUGCCUGAAAGCCCCCCUCUCUGGAACAACAUUGGCAUGUGCUUCUUUGGCAAAAAAAAAUAUGUUGCUGCCAUUAGCUGCCUGAAGCGAGCUCACUACUUGUCUCCUUUUGACUGGAAAGUGUUGUACAACCUGGGGCUGGUACACCUUACCAUGCAGCAGUACGCUUCUGCGUUCCACUUCCUCAGUGCUGCCAUCAACCUGAGCCCACGAUUGGGCGAGCUCUACAUGCUGCUGGCAGUGGCUUUGACCAAUCUGGAUGACAUUGAGAAUGCUACCAGAGCAUACGAGCAAGCUGUGAAUCUGGACCAAUCAAACCCUUUGGUCAACCUGAACUUUGCAAUUUUCCUCUACAAUCACGCCGACAAGAAGGAAGCACUGAAUCAGUACCAGGAAAUGGAGAGAAAAGUCAACACACUGAGAGACAACAGUAGUAGCUUUGACUUUGACCCUGAGCUCAUAGACAUGGCCCAGAAGUUGGGAGCAGCCCUACAGGUAACAGAGAGUUUGGUGUGGACUAAACCGUCCAAAGACUCCAAGUCCAAAGCGGGCUCGGGAGACGCCACUCCGAGCUCGGGCGCUCCUCUCGGUACUAACCAAGCCCUUGGUCAAGCCAUGUCUUCUGCUGCUAGCUACAACAAGAACAUCCAGCUACCAACAAAACCCUCAACAUCACUUGACCCUGACCCAGACAUAGAUCCCAGCCCACCCUCUGAUCCACCAGGUUCCCCAGAAUUUGCCCAAGCAGAGGACCCCAGACCCAAAUCCUCUAAGAGAAGAUCAAAGGUAGAAGAAUGA